Messenger RNA from Beta vulgaris subsp. vulgaris (sugar beet), 417 nucleotides. RefSeq lists its product as uncharacterized. Lineage: Eukaryota; Viridiplantae; Streptophyta; Magnoliopsida; Caryophyllales; Amaranthaceae. The coding region runs from base 1 to 417 and encodes 138 amino acids. The transcript has a single exon. The record is from RefSeq and is a predicted model, not a curated record.
AUGUGUUUUGCACACUUUGUUUCCACACUUGGUUUUACUCAUAGUAAGUCUGAUCACUCUCUGUUCAUCUAUUGGCAUGGUGGUGAUAUGAACUAUCUUUUGUUAUAUGUUGGUGAUACCAUUCUCACUACGGCAUUUGAUGCUUUACGCAAGUCUAUCAUGGCCCGCCUUAGUUCAAAAUUUGCUAUGAAAAAUCUUGGACCAUUGAGGUAUUUUUUGGGAAUUGUUGUUGCUCGUUAUGCAGGUGGCUUAUUCUUAUCUCAACGUAAGUAUGCUCUUCAGAUCAUUGAGCGUGUUGGCAUGUCUUCUUGUAAACUAUCUCCUACUCCCGUGGAUAGGAAGCCCAAGAUGAGUGCUCAUGCUAGCAUACCUUAUGAGGAUCCAUUUCUUUCUCGUAGCCUUAUUAGGGCUCUUUAG